This is a messenger RNA of Neurospora tetraspora, 1390 nucleotides long. RefSeq lists its product as uncharacterized. The coding region runs from base 220 to 1059 and encodes 279 amino acids. Lineage: Eukaryota; Fungi; Ascomycota; Sordariomycetes; Sordariales; Sordariaceae. The transcript has 2 exons. The record is from RefSeq and is a predicted model, not a curated record.
CUUCUUUUCUACUUCCUCGAGGCCAGUUUGCCUUGCCUCCUUCGGGCUACGCAGUUCCGUCACGUCACCAUUACCCGCUCGAUUGGCUGUUCUGGUCUGAUAUUUUCCCAAAGUCGCACCACGCACGAGGGUAGUUUAUGAACCACUCUUAACUGAGGCACCGAAACACAGGAGAACCGAGUGUUUGGCCAUUUGUCUUGCUGCGGAAACCUCGGUUCUAUGGAGGAGAUGGCCGGCCCUGAGCGGAUGGACUCGGUGUGCAGGGUGAAGGUUGUACACCAGAUGGCCUGUGAUACGCGCCCACGCUUGCCGGAUGGAACGCUCGACCGCGAUCCGUCCAGUCGGCCUAAGAGUUGCUGGGAGGCUUGUCCAGCCCGGCAGGCCCUUUUGCGCCCAGUACCCCAACAUGUUACGCGCAGCUGCUACAUACCAAAGUGGUUUAAAUGCCCUUAUGGACACAGCUGCUGUUGGGCUACAGUCCGCCACAUCACCUACGGCUCCUCCGGUUGCACGUGCGAUCGAGCCCAGGAGGCUGAACACUCUUAUGUCGAGAAGCCGCUUCCAGGAUUGAUGCAUAACACCUGGUAUCCGCUGACAGCUUCGUCGGAAGCCGCUCGUGCAUCGACUUCAGAUGUUUCCGAUCCUAGAGGUCCUCUGGCCGGGUAUUUAAGCGCCGAAAAUUUGUCAGGACUGACGGCGACUUCCGCUACACCAAAAACGAAUGUGGCGAGCAACUUCCCCCUUACUGUUGCGGCUCUCGAUACACCAGGAACGACCGCAGCGAGCAACUCCUCCCUCAACGCUGCCACUCCCGCUACGCCAGAAACGGCCGUGACGGGCGAGGAUGAUGAUGUCUCCCGGACUACACUCAGUACGGCAACCACACCCAGCAUGGCAGUCACGCCCAGUACAGCAGCCACUCCCAGUGCAGCAGGUACUCCUGUGACAGAAAGCAUUCUUAGCGUUAGGGUGGGAUCAUGGCCCGGAUGGGUGAAUCCAUUUGGGCUUCGGCCGCCCCCAGGGUUCACUCCGGAGGAUUGUGGCGAUAAGAAUCGCUAAAAUCACGUGGAUCUGAAGACCUUGAUCUGAUGGGCACAUCGCCAUCUGCUGGUGAUCGAACGGGGUACUUCUUCCUGCAAACAUCAAAUCAAGGCAACCCUCACCAUACUUCGUCUCUCGUUUUCACACAGGGAGAACAAGUAGGACGUGUUAGGGGAGAAGAUAUCUUUACCAGAUGUGCGGGAUGUGGGAGUGAUGUAUGGUUGACAGUUUUUGAAGAGGGGAGGGAUGACUGGGAAGUAAUGGGCGGCCCAGAUCCUGAAGGUCGUGGCAUGCGUUGACAUUGUAGCGAAUAUGGCGUUUAGCUAUAGCUUGUACCUUACGUUGGUUG